CACUUUAAAAGUCUCUUCCUCUAAGGCUCCAGGAAAGGAUCGCGAUGGCCGAGCUGCAGCUGGCUGAGGAGAUGACCUGCUCCAUCUGCCUGGAGCUCUUCCAGCAGCCCGUCACUACCCCGUGCGGCCACAACUUUUGCUCGCCCUGCCUGGACGAGACGUGGACCGUCCAGGGCCCCCCGUUCUACUGCCCGCAAUGUAGGAGAAGCUUCCUGACGCGGCCACAGCUGCAGAAGAACACGGCGCUGUGCUCAGUGGUGGAUCAUCUGCAACAAAUCCAGAGCCGCCGGGAAUUGGGGUCGCUCUGCAAGGAGGCCAAAGAUGGCGAGACCUGGGACCUGCCGUCGAGGAAGGAGGGGCAAGCGAAGGGGGAGGCGGCUGUGUCUGUGGCUUGCGACCACUGCCUGCAGGCUCCUGCUGCCAAGACGUGCUUCACUUGCAUGGCAUCCUUCUGCCAGGAACACCUCCGGCCACACCUGGACAAUCCCGCGUUCCAGGGCCACACGCUGCAGCAGCCCGUCCCGGACCUGGCCCGUCGCAAGUGCACGGAGCACAGUCGCCUGCGGGAAUUCUUCUGCCCUCAGCACGGCGCCUGCAUCUGCUGCGUCUGCCUGGUGGGGCACAAGACCUGCUCUCCGGUGGCCCUAGACGUUGCCCGGAGCGACCUGAAGUCCAAGAUGAAGCAGAAGCUGACAACUAUAUAUGAUCAUAUCAAUAAGGCUUCAAGUGCAUUGAAAGAUGUCAAGUUGAAACAACAGACUGUGCAGGAAACAGCAGCCAGAAAGAUAGACUUGUUGAAACGUGAAUAUGAAGAAAUGAAAAUCCUCAUUGAAUCAGAGGAGAAGAGAUCUCUACGGAAGCUGAAAGAGGAAGAAAAGAGAGUCUUGGACAAAUACGACUAUGUCCAUCAGGUCCUACUCAAGAAAAAGAAGGAAAUUGAGUUUGUGAAAGAAGAGAUUGAACUGUUGCUCACAAAAAAUGAUGAGAUUGCCUUUUUAGAGAAAGCCUCAAAGCUGCAAGAAAUCCUCAUCAAGUCUGUAUAUGUACCAAAGAAUGAAUUAAACCAAGAGAUGAUCAAUGGUGUAUAUCAACAUGCAUUCUCCGUUAAAGAGGCUUUAAAACACAAUAUAACUCACCUUCAAGAGAAGAAAACAGAAGAGGCAACUAGCUCAGAUGACCCUGGAAAACCUUUGCCUUCCUUUAGACCAACUUAUCCCAACAAAGAUCAUCACCAAACAAGACGGAUCCACAAAGUGGACAAACCACAGCCCAAGGCACAGGGAGUCCAGCAGGAGAAAAGUGGAAUUACAGAACAGAAACAGGAAAAGAAACCUAAACCAUCUGCUCCUGUUCCUACAGUGACCCCCAGCCAGAAACCCAGCCCGGGAACUAUGACAGACUUGGCAGAUUUAAAAACAGCCCUCUCAGACGUUUUCUCCUCUGCAGCUACAGAAAAAGCUGCCAGUGCCUUACUAAAGAACUCGACUCGGAAGACACAAAUACUAGACGCCUUCUUAGCAAAAUCCAGACCCGAGCUCCUGCAGUAUGCUACUCAAGUGGUUCUGGAUUUCAACACUGCCCACAACAAAGUGGCUUUGUCGGAGAAUUACACCGUAGCAUCUGUGGCCACAGUCCCCCAGAAUUACCGGCCCCAUCCCCAGAGAUUCACCUAUUGCUCUCAGGUCCUGGGUCUGCACGGUUACAAGAAGGGAGUCCACUACUGGGAGGUGGAGCUGCAGAAGAACACAUUUUGUGGCAUCGGCAUCUGCUACGGGAGCAUGGAUCGCCAGGGUCCCGACAGCCGCCUGGGCCGCAACAGCGCCUCUUGGUGUGUGGAGUGGUUCAACACCAAGAUCUCCACCUGGCACAAUGAUGUGGAGAAAAGCCUGCCCCUCACCAAGGCCACCAGGAUCGGCGUGCUCCUGAAUUACGACGACGGCUUUGUCAUUUUCUUCGCCAUCACAGACAAAGUCAGCCAGAUCUACAAGUACAAGGUGGAGUUUUCGGAAGUGGUGUUCCCUGCCUUCUGGGUAUUCUCGAGUGGCACCACUCUCACCAUCUGCUCACUGAAAUAA
Gracilinanus agilis (Agile Gracile Mouse Opossum) is the source of this 2075-nucleotide messenger RNA. It is a transcript of the gene TRIM25, whose product is annotated as tripartite motif containing 25. The transcript has 10 exons. Gene Ontology annotation, molecular function: protein binding. The coding region runs from base 45 to 2075 and encodes 676 amino acids. Lineage: Eukaryota; Metazoa; Chordata; Mammalia; Didelphimorphia; Didelphidae. The record is from RefSeq and is a predicted model, not a curated record.